GACUUCUGCGCCUACGCUGUGCUGCUAUACACCUCUCAUCGGUACUUACGAAGGCUUGGUACUCUGACCCACUAAUCAGGGAACGACGCGAUCAUGGCAGAUCCCGAACUUGCUGCAAUCCGUGCGGCUAGGAUGAACCAACUCCAGCAGAAUGCUGGGGCAGGCGGCGAAGGCGGCGAAGAGGAGGCAAAACGAGUGGCAGAGGAACAGAUGCGCAGAGAUCUGUUAGCGACAGUGCUAGACAACGCUGCGAGGGAAAGACUGGCCCGCAUUGCCCUUGUCAGUCCACAACGAUCACAACAGAUCGAGGCAAUCCUCUUGCGUAUGGCGCAGACGGGGCAACUGCGAGGAAGAGUGACAGAAGAUCAACUCAUAGAUCUACUGGAGCAGGCAGAAGAAGCACAAUCAAAGACAGCGGCGAAGAAGACCACUAUAGUGUUUCAGCGCAGAAAAGGAGGAUUCGACGACGAUGACUUCGACCUGUGACAUGUACCACGAGUUUCUUGCACCAUGUUCUCACCACUAUCGACUUGCUAUGUAUGCUUUCUACAAACGGACAUACGGUCGGUCUACUUAUUUACUUAGCUGCCAGCUGACUGAAUUACUGACAGCGACACGGCAUGUAAGUUUAUCAUUUGACGAGCAUGCUAUGAGCAUGAUAGGUGACGCUGCCGACAUAAGGCCUGACCGUGUCCGUCGUUGGU
This is a messenger RNA of Rhodofomes roseus, 704 nucleotides long. RefSeq names its product DNA-binding TFAR19-related protein. The transcript is spliced from 4 exons. The coding region runs from base 94 to 486 and encodes 130 amino acids. Lineage: Eukaryota; Fungi; Basidiomycota; Agaricomycetes; Polyporales; Fomitopsidaceae. Gene Ontology annotation, cellular component: nucleus; cytosol. The record is from RefSeq and is a predicted model, not a curated record. Gene Ontology annotation, molecular function: DNA binding.